Vanderwaltozyma polyspora DSM 70294 is the source of this 525-nucleotide messenger RNA. It is a transcript of the gene VMA22, whose product is annotated as Vma22p. The record is from RefSeq and is a predicted model, not a curated record. The transcript has a single exon. Lineage: Eukaryota; Fungi; Ascomycota; Saccharomycetes; Saccharomycetales; Saccharomycetaceae. Bases 1 to 525 code for a protein of 174 amino acids. Gene Ontology annotation, cellular component: Vma12-Vma22 assembly complex; extrinsic component of endoplasmic reticulum membrane. Gene Ontology annotation, biological process: vacuolar proton-transporting V-type ATPase complex assembly.
AUGGUGUGUAUGGUUUCAGAUGAGUCUUCUUUGGAAGUAUUAGAACUUCUUUCGAAAUAUAACGGUCUAUUAGAACAACUACAAAAGGGUUUUGGUGAAGGAUUUAGUAAUCUAGGAAGAGCCAAUUAUCACAAUAAAGAUGCAUUAAGAGGGAGAUAUGGGAGAGAUUACUGGGAUGAGACGUAUGAAGGCGAAUUGGAAGUUCAUAUUUCUGCUGAUUCAAAGACUGUAGAGAUUACUAAAAAAAUAAUAAUGGAAGAAGAGACUGAAGAGUCAGAUGAUGAAGAAAAGGACAGUAAGCUUAAGAACAGAAGUAAGGUAAAAGGGAAACAAUCCGAAGAAAAGACCAAAAAAAAGAACGUGAAAGUGAGUCCAGAUCCAAUUUUCAUGUUUGGAGGUAGGUUAUCUAUUCCUAGCUCACUUAGACAAUGUCAGUCAAAUUUUAAAAGUUGUAUACCUUUAUUUCAAGAAUUAAUUAAUUGUCAGAGAGAGUUGAUUGAAAUUAUUGAAAAAAAUAAGAAAUAG